CCUCCUGUCAAAGAGAAAAGGGAGCAGUCAGAAGAGGGUGACCUCCUAAAGCUCCCUGUGUCCCCCAAGCCCGAUGGUGAGCAGAGUAGGAGCCAGAGCCCCAUCCAGCUGGAGGACUCUCCUGAGGCAGGCGAGGAGCGGGAGGAGGAACAGGCCUUCCUGGUCAGCCUCUACAAAUUCAUGAAGGAGCGGCACACGCCCAUCGAGAGGGUACCCCAUCUUGGCUUCAAGCAGAUUAACCUGUGGAAGAUUUACAAGGCCGUGGAGAAGCUGGGGGCUUAUGAACUGGUGACGGGCCGCCGUCUCUGGAAGAACGUGUAUGACGAGCUGGGGGGCAGUCCAGGCAGCACCAGUGCGGCCACAUGCACACGCCGCCACUACGAAAGGCUGGUCCUCCCGUAUGUGCGGCACCUGAAGGGCGAAGAUGACAAGCCACUGCCCCCUACCAAGCCCAGGAAGCAAUACAAGAUGGCCAAGGAGCCGAGGGGGGAUGACGGGACCACAGAGAAGCCAAAGAAGGCCAAGGACUCAGAGAGGCACGUGGACCAGACCACACCGGGAAAGACCAAAUCAGAUGCCGCUGGCCUGACACAGCUUCCCAGCCAGGGACCCUCAAGGGAUAGUCCAGAACAGCUCGGCCCAACAUCUGGGCCCUCUCUGCCAUUCGCGGGUGCCAGUGGCUGCCCUGAGGCCUACAAGCGGCUCUUGUCCAGCUUUUACUGCAAAGGGGCUCAUGGUAUCAUGUCCCCACUGGCCAAAAAGAAACUCCUGGCCCAGGUCAGCAAGGCAGAGGCCUUGCAGUGCCGUGAAGAGGGCUGUCGCCACGGAGCAAGAAGCCCCAGCGGGGACCGUCAGGAAAGUCCCCAGAACCUAAAAGGGCCGGCGGAGACCUCUGAACACCACCGGCUAACCCCACAGGAAGGAUUGCAGGCCCCCGGUGGCGGCACCAAGGUGGAGGUGCAGGAGGGCCCCUGCCCCAUCGCCCCCACUUUCUCAGGCUGCUUUCAUGCCUACCCCACCGAGGUGCUGAACCCUGUCAGCCAACACCCCAGGGACUUGUUCUCGGGCCUCAAAGACAGGGUGCUGCUGGAACCUCCUGGGAAAGGGGAAGGGCUGUCGACCAGAGAGCCCCAGCUGCUGUGGGGUGGGGAUGCCAACCGCCCCUCCGCGUUCCAGAAAGGCAGUUCCAGAAAAAGAAGUUUCUACCCCAAGCCCAAAGCCUGCUGGGUGUCCCCGAUGGCCAAGGUCCCUCCUGAGAGCCCUGGAGCCCCACCCCCGCUCCCCAGUAGCCCAGGCCUUGGCAACAAGCGCCACUUGGAAGAAGAGGGCUUCGCCCAUGGUGGCAAGAAACUGAGAGCAGUGUCUCCCUUCCUGAAGGAGGUGGAUGCCAAGGAGUGUAGGGGCAAGCCUGCAGCACCUGGCUUGGCUGUAUCCUGUCUACUGGGCCCAGCCCUGGGUCCCACUCCUCCAGAUGCCUACAGGGGCACCAUGCUGCGAUGUCCCCUGAACUUCACCGGUAGCCCGGACCCUCUGAAGGGCCAGGCCACACUCCCCUUCGGUCCCCUGGUCAUCCCAGCUUUCCCAGCCCAUCUCCUGGCUACAGCAGGCCCCUCGCCCAUGGCUGCCAGCCUGAUGCAUUUCCCUCCCACGUCCUAUGACACUGUCCUCCGCAACAGACUGGGUCCAGCUUCAUCUGCCUGGCACAUGCCACCCGUCACGACCUAUGCAGCCCCUCACUUCUUCCACCUCAACACCAAGCUGUAGGUUGGAUCCCGUUGUGCUGUGCUGUGAGGAUUUGAUGGGGCCUCAAAAGGCCAGGUGCUGCCGGAAACCUCAGGCCGGAGCCCACUGCCUAGAACUCCCAGGCCAGUCAGCUUCCCCGAGUCUGUAUCCUCCCCUGGCACAGACAGUGGGGAGGCAACAGGCUUGUCUGAAUGAAUCAGCCUGAGCCCAAAGCCCAGGGACCAAGUUGUGGCAAAAUCACAAAAGUACCUGAGCUAGUAUUCUCUCCCUCCACAGAGGUCAAGAGGACCGAAAGGCUAAGGAGCUAGAGAGUAGCUCAAGGCAUCCAGGUUGGCCAUGAAAGGUCCAAUAAAAAGACACUGGUGGGAUUGCACCCAGCCCUGAGGUGUCCAGCAUUGGACUUUUGCAAGGG
This is a messenger RNA of Peromyscus eremicus (cactus mouse), 2155 nucleotides long. RefSeq names its product AT-rich interaction domain 5A (gene Arid5a). The record is from RefSeq and is a predicted model, not a curated record. The coding region runs from base 181 to 1764 and encodes 527 amino acids. Gene Ontology annotation, cellular component: nucleus. The transcript is spliced from 6 exons. NCBI's taxonomy places the organism in Eukaryota, Metazoa, Chordata, Mammalia, Rodentia, Cricetidae. Gene Ontology annotation, biological process: regulation of transcription by RNA polymerase II. Gene Ontology annotation, molecular function: transcription cis-regulatory region binding.